AUGGUUAAGGUCCUGUGGCUCCUCGAGCAAGCUGGCGAAGCUUCGAUCCUGCAGACUUUCAAACUCUGCAGCGACGCAGUCAUCCCCAAAAAAGAUUCUCCAAGCGUCUGCAACACACCCAGUAGCGAAGCACAGCUUAGAAGCAUCAGCAGCUCAACCAGGGCAUGGCCCAAGCGCCGCGCGAACAAAUCAACUGGCUACAAUUGCAAUGACUCGAGAGGGGCCACAGGGGUGAAGACAGUGGGAAGAGGGGGUGGCUGGCGUGGAGCUCUUCUCUGGACGGAUGGAGCAAUUGUCCGGCUGCGACAGAUCCAAAUCAAUGUCGCAAGAAAAAGCCCGGCGUCUGAAGGGUUGGCCAUGUUUGACACGGCCAGGGUCGGCGGGGCCGAAACCCAAGGUCAACUGCCACUCACAGAUACCGUUCCUAAGCCAACUCUGGACGUGGUUAUCACAUCUUCAAAAACGAUGGAGAUUAAACGCCUGCAAGCCCUGUCACCACGCUCCCGGGUCUUUCGAGACGGUGACAUCACCGGCCAGGGGAGACCGCCUGUCGCCCUACAGCACGGAACCGGCGGGCGUGCGCAGAGCCAGUCCGUUAAAGGGACUUCCACCUCGACCGAAUUGUUCGACUCAAGAGUAACGCACGCUAUGCCAUUCACAUCUACUAGGAAAGCGGUGAAUUUUGAUGUCUGA
Fusarium redolens is the source of this 693-nucleotide messenger RNA. RefSeq lists its product as uncharacterized. The record is from RefSeq and is a predicted model, not a curated record. The transcript has 3 exons. Lineage: Eukaryota; Fungi; Ascomycota; Sordariomycetes; Hypocreales; Nectriaceae. The coding region runs from base 1 to 693 and encodes 230 amino acids.